CCUCUCUCUGUCCCAUCAAACCAUUAACAGAACAAAACAGAACUCUUUCUUCAUUCUUCUUCGUUCUUCUUCUUCUUCUCUCCCACUUUCUUUGCCAGUGGCAAUGCAGAGCCUCAGAUCUGAAACUGCCCUUCCCCCACUCGCCUGAAUGAACCCACUCACCAUUUCCACUCCUUUAUGUCCUCUGCCCCGCCAUGAGAGAUCGGAGGAAACGCGAUGUCGUUUCUUGGAGUGCCCUCUUCUGGUGCACCUUCUUCGUCGUUCUAUCUUGCGUCCUUUUCACCUCUUUUCGCAUCUUCUCCGCUGAUACGUUUCAUCCAGAGGUGGUUCACACGCGGCGAACUCCGUUGAAUAAAGCCGUUUUCGAUGAUUUCUCCGUUCAUUUUCGAUCUUCGGUUCAAGAAACGGUGACCUUCCCUGAUCAGGCUCUUGUUUUUCUCAACCACCCACCUACUGUUCGACCAUUUGCCAAAAAGGAUAUCGAUUGUGUUUAUUUCGCUGGAAACUCGUCCGAGCCCCUGAGGUGGCGGCCGGCAAUCGACGUGGAUGGUGAGGAUCGUCUACACAAACAAAUGGUUCGGUGCCCACUUCCACCUCGUGGAUUUACAGUUUCAAUUAGAGUGAGAUCCAACGCUCAGCUCCAAGGUGGGCACUCGCACCGGUGGGACUAUCUUGUGUACGAAGCACUGAUCGACCGGGACAACACCACCGUGGUCUUCGUCAAAGGCCUUGGUCUCCGGGCUGAACGAACCUCCAACGCGUCAAAAUUUGAGUGUGUUUACGGCUGGGAUUUUCGGAAGGUCAAGUUUCUGCUAAGGUCUGAAGUCAUGUCGAUUGCUCAAGAAAUUGCGCGUUGUAGAACACCCCUGAGUUUACUCAGCAAUCUCAAUAGAACGCAUGAUUCAAUUAAAGUUUCUAUUAGAGUGAAAGGCGGAGGAACUUUGAAUUCAAUAGCUCGCCCAUUGCUCCCGUCAGGGUCCACAACACCUCACCGGAAGCCCCACGAGAUGUGCAUAUGCACAAUGCUACGAAACCAAGCGCAAUUUCUUAAGGAAUGGAUCAUUUACCAUGCCCAUCUCGGCGUCCGCCGCUGGUUCAUCUACGACAACAACAGCGACGAUGACAUAGAAGACGUAAUUGCAUCAAUCUUCAGUGUCAAACACAACAUUUCUCGACAUAUCUGGCCCUGGAUUAAGACACAAGAAGCUGGUUUUGCACAUUGUGCAUUACGAGCUCGGGAUUCUUGCAAGUGGGUUGGAUUCAUUGAUGUUGACGAGUUCUUCUACCUGCCAAAUGGGUUGCCUCUACUCGAUGUGCUCAGAAACCAAGCCAAAAACGCCUCCGUUGGCGAGAUACGCGUGUCUUGCCACAGCUUCGGUCCAUCAGGGCUGACACGAAUGCCGCCGCAGGGAGUGAUGGUCGGGUACACUUGCAGGAAAGCAUCGGCGGAGAGGCACAAGAGCAUUGUGAACCCGGAGGUUUUGAACUCCACAUUGAUCAAUGUGGUGCAUCAUUUCCACUUGAGAGAUGGGUUUCAUUAUAUGAAUUUGGAGAGGUCUGAGAUGGUUAUAAACCAUUACAAGUACCAAGUUUGGGAAGUGUUUAAGGAGAAGUUUCACAGGCGAGUGGCAACGUAUGUAGCGGAUUGGCAGGAGGAACAGAAUGUGGGCUCGAAGGACAGAGCGCCAGGGCUAGGAACUAAGGCAGUGAAACCAGAGGAUUGGUCGAGCCGUUUCUGUGAGAUCAAUGACACUGGGCUACGGGACCUGGUGCUGCAAAAUUUGACUAAUCAAAGAACUCAUCUUUUGCCAUGGCAAGAAGAGCAUAGGCGAGGAAGGAGGAGGUCCAGGAAGAAAGGGAAGCACAAAGGUUUCUUAUGACUUUGACUUUUAUAUGAUAUAAUGUAUUUUUUCUUAGAGGAUGACAAUUCAUAGACGACCAAUUCUUUUAGCAGCGGUAUAGUUUACUUUAAUUAAUAACAAAAUGGAAGAGUUUCUAUA
Molecule: messenger RNA, 2000 nt
Organism: Benincasa hispida (wax gourd)
Lineage: Eukaryota; Viridiplantae; Streptophyta; Magnoliopsida; Cucurbitales; Cucurbitaceae
Product: glycosyltransferase family 92 protein RCOM_0530710-like
Cellular component (GO): cytoplasm
Molecular function (GO): glycosyltransferase activity
Source: RefSeq, a predicted model, not a curated record